This is a messenger RNA of Podospora anserina S mat+, 363 nucleotides long. RefSeq lists its product as uncharacterized. The record is from RefSeq and is a predicted model, not a curated record. The transcript is spliced from 2 exons. NCBI's taxonomy places the organism in Eukaryota, Fungi, Ascomycota, Sordariomycetes, Sordariales, Podosporaceae. Bases 1 to 363 code for a protein of 120 amino acids.
AUGACUGAAUCUCGAAUCAGAAGCCAUGCUGCUAACACGAACGGUGCAAAUAAAUGCAACAUCUUGUCACCGAAUUCCUUGAGGACUCUCCCAUCGCACCACUCUCUGUCAAGUGGCUUUCCAGUCCAUCGAGACUGCAGAAGCAACAGUCCCCAACUAUGCGGACUGCUCAGCCGCACUCGAAUUUCCAGAUUCAAUGAGCUCUUGGCUCAUCACCAACUGUACAUGACACUGCACAUAUAUCCUGCGAGGCUACUUGCCUGCAUAACAGCACUGCACCGCCGGGCAAGAGAUACAAUGGCCGAUGUCAGUUGGCUGAUUUCCAUUUUGACGCUCCACUCUCUUCGCGGAGACAGCCGCUGA